AUGCUUCUGUCUAGUCCCCCUGACACGGAAAAAACAGCAAUAGCUAUGGGUAUGGCCCAUGCACUCGAACAUGAUAUACCUUUUACUAUAAUUGCUAGCAGUGAUACAUUGUCGCUAGAAAUGAGCAAGAUAGAAGAUCUGACACAAGUUUUUCGAAAGUCUAUUGGUGUACGUAUUAAAGAAGCAGAAAUAAUUGAGGGUGAAGUUGUUGAAUUACUAUUACAUCGCCUUAAACUUGGGACAAGUGCUAAAGUUGACAAACUCAAACUCAAGAUAAUCGAAAUGCAAGUAGUAUACGAUUUAGGUGAGAAGGUGAUUGAGUCUCUAACAAAGGAAUAA
Molecule: messenger RNA, 339 nt
Organism: Trichobilharzia regenti
Lineage: Eukaryota; Metazoa; Platyhelminthes; Trematoda; Strigeidida; Schistosomatidae
Source: the annotation of a GenBank genome assembly